ACAACGUGUCCAAUGAUAAGUGUAGAUUGCAUUCGUCUGUUAAAACACGUAAACACACCAUUGUCCUACUUGGGGAAUUCUUGCGGUGUUUGAGUACAGUUAAUAGUUCAGUAGUUAUUCAAUUUAAGUUUAAUCAUAGUUUGUCUAUUGCAUCCAAUUGUUUGAAAUGCCUGUCCCUCCAAGUGCAAUGCAGUCGGCCACUAGUGGGCCUAGAUCCCCCUCAAAACCUGGCGCAUCUAGAACUGCAGGAAAUGUACUUAGGCAAAGAAAAACAACUGCACCUACUACAUCGGUAAGAAAUCGUAACACUGGUACUAGCAGUGGUGGUAUGUGGAGAUUUUACACUGAUGACUCUCCUGGAAUUAAAGUUGGUCCUGUUCCUGUUUUGGUGAUGUCACUGCUGUUCAUUGCAUCUGUUUUUAUGUUACAUAUAUGGGGAAAAUUUAAUAGAACUUAAUUUUAAAUACUUUGUUUGAUUUGUAUAUAAAUUUUCCUAUAUUCAUUCCCCAUUAUUAUAUAUAUAUAUAUAUUUUUUCUUUUUUACA
Daktulosphaira vitifoliae (grape phylloxera) is the source of this 545-nucleotide messenger RNA. It is a transcript of the gene Sec61beta, whose product is annotated as protein transport protein Sec61 subunit beta. Bases 167 to 457 code for a protein of 96 amino acids. The record is from RefSeq and is a predicted model, not a curated record. Gene Ontology annotation, biological process: intracellular protein transport. The transcript is spliced from 4 exons. NCBI's taxonomy places the organism in Eukaryota, Metazoa, Arthropoda, Insecta, Hemiptera, Phylloxeridae. Gene Ontology annotation, cellular component: Sec61 translocon complex.